GUUGAAGAGUCACAUGUUCAAAACACUGCUUAGCAAGGGGGGACUAGCAUUAGCAGCUAACAUUAGUUAGCUCUCUAAGACUAAUUAUUAGCUCCGUGAAAACUACUUAAAAGUGAUAAAGAAAUGCCACAGAAAGAUCCGUGCCAAAAGCAAGCAUGUGCAAUUCAGAAGUGUUUACAAGCUAAUAAGUACGUGGAAAGCCUGUGCGAGGACGUGAUCGCGGAGAUGCGGCGGUGCUGUCAAGUGCAUGCGGGAAACUCCAUUUGCUGCUCCGGGUUCAAAGACUCAAAACCCGCAGAGAGCAAAAGUAGCGAAUAGUUCCAUGCGGCAUCUAUUCCCGCAAGUGAUAAUUCUGCAUUGUAUCAGUAUAACAUGACAGUGGAGUUGUUGCAUAUUUAUUUGUCUGUCUGCUACCAUCCGUUUGUUAAAUUUAAAUAGGGUUUUCUCACAGCAGACAUUUUGAUAUUGCAGAAAGCCUCAUAAACACUCAUUCCCCUGGGACUAAAUGGCACACCUCUCUGGCAAAGCUGAACAAUGCAAGCUGUCUAAUGUAUUUAAAUAUUAUCGUGUCGUUCUGUCCACACCCAAUGUAUUUCUCGUGCCUAGUAUGAAAUUUCAAGUAUGUGUGUGGCAAGGAGUUUUAGUCUAAUUAGUAAUAAGAAAGAUUUUUUUAAAUAAGAAUUUCCCUGGAAAUCGAGACUAACUUGUUAUUCAUACAACAUACAUCUCAGCCUACAGCGAACACCCUACAGUGGAAAACUGUUAGGGGUGUAGAGGAGAACAUGGCAGAAAGACAAAGUUUAAUGCUAGCUGGUUACACAAAGAUAAGGCUCUAACAGUUUUUUUUUUCCUUCUGGUGAAGAAAUAAAAUAUUUGCACUUUGAAUGAAA
Oreochromis aureus is the source of this 890-nucleotide messenger RNA. RefSeq names its product C-x(9)-C motif containing 4 homolog (S. cerevisiae) (gene cmc4). Lineage: Eukaryota; Metazoa; Chordata; Actinopteri; Cichliformes; Cichlidae. Gene Ontology annotation, cellular component: mitochondrial intermembrane space. Bases 124 to 318 code for a protein of 64 amino acids. The transcript has 3 exons. The record is from RefSeq and is a predicted model, not a curated record.